UUAUAGCUGUCAAUGAACUUCCUUCAAGAGAGUGAUAGCUAGAGAGAAGAGAACUCUUCUAACUACCUAGCCCAGCUACUUCCAGUCCUCCCUGUAUCGCCUAUAAACUUUCCUUCUUUCUCUCAUUCUCCCCGUACCAGCAACAAAGGAUGCUACUAAAAGAGUACAGGAUAUGUAUGCCAAUCACAGUGGAGGAGUACAGGUUGGGCCAGCUCUAUAUGAUAGCAAGACACAGUAAAGAGGAGAGCAGUGAUGGUGAAGGGGUGGAGGUGGUUGUUAAUGAACCAUGCACUGACCCCCAAAGAGGAGAGGGACAGUACACAGAGAAAAGGAUUUACCUACACAAUCGGCUUCCCACUUGGGUUCAAUCUAUGCUGCCAAGAGUAUUUUACAUAAUAGAGAAGUCCUGGAAUUAUUAUCCUUAUACUCUGACAGAAUAUACAUGCUCAUUCUUACCUCGAUUCCUCAUUCAAAUUGAUACCACUUAUCAAGAUAACAAUGGGUCCUCGGAGAACGCCCUGGACCUUGCCCCUGACCUGCUGGAGCAGAGAGAGGUCGAUCACGUCGAUAUCUUGAGUGACGAGUUUUCGUCUCGUGAAACAACUCCCGAGGAGGACUGUCACGCUUUUGUAUCCAGUAAAACAGGACGAGGCCCACUGCAGGAAGGAUGGAAGGAGUCAACAGAGCCAAUUAUGUGCUCGUACAAAGUUGUGAAAGUUUUUUUUGAGGUGUGGGGACUACAGACUCGUGUUGAGGCUGGCGUUCAUAGAGCUGUUAGAGAUAUCAUCUUGAAAGGGCACAAGCAAGCUUUCCUAUGGAUAGAUGAGUGGCAUGGACUAACAAUGGAGGACAUAAGAGAGUAUGAGAGAAAGGUACAUGAGGAGACCAAUAGGAUGGUGCUUUCAAAUGGAACAGGAGCUGUAGCUGAUGGAGCUACUCCUUAACAUCAAAAGGACUCACUUACAAUUAAUAAUUAUUGUUUUAUUGACACCAUACUGAUAAAAAAUAAUUAUUUUCUUGUUAUUAUACAUCACUCGCUUGUUAUCUCUUCUUUACUGUUGUAAAGUUUUAAUUAUUAUUAUAAUAGAAAUACCACAAUUAAUAAUAA
Molecule: messenger RNA, 1108 nt
Organism: Amphimedon queenslandica
Lineage: Eukaryota; Metazoa; Porifera; Demospongiae; Haplosclerida; Niphatidae
Product: cytoplasmic phosphatidylinositol transfer protein 1-like
Exons: 8
Coding region: 150-944 (264 amino acids)
Biological process (GO): phospholipid transport
Cellular component (GO): cytoplasm
Molecular function (GO): phosphatidylinositol transfer activity; phosphatidylinositol binding
Source: RefSeq, a predicted model, not a curated record